AUGCUUAUUGUUCGUUCCGUAACAGUAGCUUAUAAUAGUUCAUUGCUUAUUGUUAGUUCUGUAACAAUAGCUUAUAAUAGUUCAUUGCUGAUUGUUCGUUCCGUAACAAUAGCUUAUAAUAGUUCAUUCCUUAUUGUUCGUUCCGUAACAAUAGCUUAUAAUAGUUCAUUGCUUAUUGUUCGUUCCGUAACAAUAGCUUAUAAUAGUUCAUUGCUGAUUGUUCGUUCCGUAACAAUAGCUUAUAAUAGUUCAUUGAUUAUUGUUCGUUCCGUAACAAUAGCUUAUAAUAGUUCAUUGCUGAUUGUUCGUUCCGUAACAAUAGCUUAUAAUAGUUCAUUGCUGAUUGUUCGUUCCAUAACAAUAGCUUAUAAUAGUUCAUUGCUUAUUGUUCGUUCCGUAACAAUAGCUUAUAAUAGUUCAUUGCUGAUUGUUUGUUCCGUAACAAUAGCAUAUAAUAGUUCAUAG
Messenger RNA from Acanthosepion pharaonis, 465 nucleotides. The record is from the annotation of a GenBank genome assembly. NCBI's taxonomy places the organism in Eukaryota, Metazoa, Mollusca, Cephalopoda, Sepiida, Sepiidae.